Messenger RNA from Rosa chinensis, 495 nucleotides. RefSeq names its product probable LRR receptor-like serine/threonine-protein kinase At2g28960. Gene Ontology annotation, molecular function: protein kinase activity; ATP binding. Bases 1 to 495 code for a protein of 164 amino acids. The transcript is spliced from 3 exons. Gene Ontology annotation, biological process: protein phosphorylation. The record is from RefSeq and is a predicted model, not a curated record. NCBI's taxonomy places the organism in Eukaryota, Viridiplantae, Streptophyta, Magnoliopsida, Rosales, Rosaceae.
AUGGAUUUAGAUGACAGUUCCACUACUUUGGGUUGGGAAGACAGACUUCGAAUAGCAGUAAACGAUGCACAAGGAUUGGAGUAUUUGCAUUUAAUUCACAGGGAUGUGAAAUCAGCAAACAUCUUGCUGACUGAAAACUUCCCAGCCAAAGUAUCUGAUUUUGGCCUAUCCAGAAAUUUCCCUACAGACCUUGUGACUCAUAUAACAACUGGCGUUGCUGGUACUCCCGGGUACUACCUAAUAAGCAGGUUAAAUGAUAAAAGUGAUGUUUAUAGCUUUGGGAUUGUGCUGUUGGAAAUUAUCACAAACCGACCUGUUAUAUCAGAAACUGUAGAGAGAAUUCACAUUAGUCAAUGGGUUGCUUCCAUGCUUGCGCAAGGAGACAUUUACAGUAUUGUUGAUCCAAGAUUAGAGAGAAUUAGCAGCUACCUUUAUUAUAGAUUUGGUAAGAAGUUUUUGCUUACCUUUAAUAUAGAAUCGAUUAUGGUGUUAUAG